AUGCCUACCACCACGAUUACACCCCCGUUAACAACGACUACCACGCCUACCACUCCGACAACAACAGCCACACCUACCACAACGACAACCACUCCGAGAACUAUGGCAACCACGCCUACCAAAAUCACAACAACUCCAUCAACCGCGACUACCACGUUUACAGUUAUCCCUACUUCUACCGAUGCCACGCCUACAACUAUGACAAUUCCUACGUCAACUACAACAGCCACGCCUUCCACAACCACACCUAACGCUGAGACCACCUCUCCGACAACUAUGGAAACCACGCCAACCACUGAAACAACUCUGCCUUCCACUGAGUGCAACAACCCUGUCUACCACUAUCACAACCUCACCAUCAACUACGUCAUUCUCGCCGAUCACAACCCCUCAAUCAACGAUGACAUCGACGCCCAUCACAAGCGCUCCUACAACUACAGCAUCCACACACAUCACAGCCACAACUACAUUUGUCAACAAUACAACCACUUUGUCAUCUGUAACAACCAUACAAACGACAAAGACAACGAAGCCUGCAACUACGAAAACCACGCCAACCACUCCGACAGCCACCCCUACCACUGCAAUAACCACGCCAAGUACUGCAAUAACUACGCCUACCACUGUACCAAUCACGCCUACCUCUGCGACGUCCACGCCUUCUACACCAACAACCACGCCUGCCACUGUAAAUACCACGCCCGCCACUUUAGAAUUUGCUACGAUAUCAACAAACACACCAAUGGCUUCGACUAUAGCUUUUACUGGUUCAACGUCAUUAACACCGCCGUCUGCUGUAUUAACCACACAUCCUGCUGCAAUAACCACGCCUAG
Lingula anatina is the source of this 834-nucleotide messenger RNA. Its product is annotated as rho GTPase-activating protein gacK-like. Lineage: Eukaryota; Metazoa; Brachiopoda; Lingulata; Lingulida; Lingulidae. The record is from RefSeq and is a predicted model, not a curated record.